Messenger RNA from Rotaria sp. Silwood2, 210 nucleotides. Lineage: Eukaryota; Metazoa; Rotifera; Eurotatoria; Philodinida; Philodinidae. The record is from the annotation of a GenBank genome assembly.
AUGAUAACAUCGUCGAAUAGAGCUCAUCCAGUUACACUUGGAACAAGAAUGGAACACUUAGAACAUGUUCCUGGAAAAUCACANGAUCCAAAUAAUGUUGCUUUUCAACAACAAGGUGCUUUUGCUCCUUAUCAACAGCCGAAUUUUUAUGAUCCAGCAACAGCUGCUGCAUUUGCUGGUCCUUAUGGUUAUAUGCCAGCUGCUUUUUAG